AUGACGUCGCUCAUCGGCCAGUCUGAGACCAUCGGAUACUCCUUCUCCGAACCAACAUCCGCUAAUGUCAAACAACAUUCAUUCUACCCUUACACCGACAAUGGUGGUUCCACACUCGGCAUCACUGGAUCUGAUUUCGCCAUUCUCGCCGGUGACACUCGUUCUACAUCAGGCUACAAUAUCAACUCUCGAAUGGUCCCCAAGGUCUUCAAGAUCGGUGGGGAUGAUGAAACCGGUGCCGGAGCCAACAUCCUCCUUUCCGUUGUUGGUUUCGCGGCCGACGGCAACGCUCUCAAGGAAAAGCUGGAUACUGUGGUGAAGAUGUACAAGUACCAGCACGGGAAAGCCAUGUCAGUUAGCGCAUGUGCGCAGCGACUGUCAACCAUCCUCUACGAGAAGCGAUUCUUCCCUUACUACGUACAUGCCAUUCUGGCUGGUCUGGAUGAGGAGGGUGUGGGAGCUCUGUACAGCUACGAUCCCGUGGGUUCAUACGAGCGGGAACAGUGCCGCGCUGCCGGUGCCGCGUCGAGCUUGAUCAUGCCUUUCCUGGAUAACCAAGUCAACUUCAAGAACCAAUAUGUUCCUGGGAGCGGAGAGGGACAUGCUCUCGAGCCCAAAAAGGCCGAGCCUUUGCCCAAGGAGACUGUCAAGCAGCUUGUGCGGGAUGCCUUUACAAGUGCUGUGGAAAGACACAUUGAGGUUGGUGAUGGCUUGCAGAUGAUGAUUAUCACCCGAGAGGGUGUUGAGGAAAUUUACCACGCUUUGAAGAAGGAUUAG
This is a messenger RNA of Penicillium soppii, 777 nucleotides long. RefSeq names its product proteasome core particle subunit beta 6 (gene prs3). The record is from RefSeq and is a predicted model, not a curated record. Lineage: Eukaryota; Fungi; Ascomycota; Eurotiomycetes; Eurotiales; Aspergillaceae. The coding region runs from base 1 to 777 and encodes 258 amino acids. Gene Ontology annotation, cellular component: proteasome core complex. The transcript has 2 exons.